AAAAAUAAUGGACUAUGCAAAACGAGUAAAACCAUCAUCCACACUGGGCAAGUUUGCUGCACUGGGUUGGCUGUACCUAGUGCAAGGAAUUCCUUAUGGACUGCAGGACAAAUUUAUCCCGUUGCAACUCCGCGCUCGUGGACUCAACUAUUCAAGCGUGGGCGCCGUGAAGGCCGUACUGGUUCCGUGGGUCACGAAGGGCUUGUGGGCGCCGGCGCUGCAGCUUUAUGGCAACCGACGGCGGUGGCUGUUGGCAGCACUGCUGCUCCUGGCUGCUGCCUCCUUUGCCGGCAGUUUGUGCGACGCAGCAGAGGACCUGCCAGCGGUGGUGGUGGUGCUACUGACGCUGAACGCUGCGUGCGCCGUACAGGACGUGGUUGUGGACGGUCUGGCCCUCGUAUGGCUUCAGGACUCUCAUCUCGGGCUGGUCAACUCCAUGCAGGUUGUAUUGUAUAAGGUGGGAAGUUUAUGUGGAGGCGGCGGUCUUCUUCUCCUGCUGCCAUUGACGUCUUGGCGGACUUGUCUUCUGCUGCUGGCGGGCGUCUAUGUGGUCACUGCUCUCUGGGUGCUCAUUUUACCCUCACAACUCGGGCAGAAAUAUUUAAAGCCCAAAGAAAUUAAUCUUGAGCAUGAUGACUUCAGUCCAAAAGUUGAAGCUCGUGGAGAAAAAUCACAGUAUGUAUCUAAAGAUACAGCGAAGAAACGAAUUUCUUCUAAUUUUAGGAAGGAUGCACUCGUAAGCUGUAUUGAUGGAAAAUUUUCAGAAUGCUCGGAAGUCGAGGUAGAAAACCAAAGUUUUCUGUCCAUCUUACGCGCUGUUUUCUCUGCUGAUGGGUCGACUUGGUUAGCUCUGUAUGUGGCUUUGUAUAAGAUGGCAGAAAGAGGUACAUUCAAUAACUUUCCACUGCUCCUGCUGGAUAAAAAUGUGAGUAUGGUCGAGCUGAGUUUCUGGAAUGGUUUGGUGUCGCAAAUGCUAUCCAUUUUAGGAUCUGUGUACGGUGGAAUUGCACUGUCAAAACCAUCAGCUGACUGCAGUUCAAUGCUCUCAUCUCAUUCUUUACAAAGACUAGGGUUGACUUUAUUACAAAGCUACUGCGUAUACGCUCUUCCUUCUUCUAUUGAACCCAAUUCUCUUUUAUUCUACACGUGCAUCUUUUCUUUGUGUUACUUGAGCUUCACAACAGGCGUUAUAUCCACGCUCACCUUCACACUCAUGAUGCGCUAUUCCAAGCGUCUUCAAGAGGAGUUACAAGCGACGCAUUACAGCGUCUUUGCUUCGGUUGAAGUUGCUGGUAAACUCGUUUUUGCAACGACUGCUGGCUACUUGGUCGAUGUCUUUGGAGUACAAAGUGCCUUCCUUCUUUUUUCAAUACUCAGUGCUGUGCCGGUUGUUUUACUUGUUUUUGAGCCUCGUUGCCGUACUUCUGAAAAAAUAAAACGUUGAAUCAUUAUUUGAUGUUCGAACGCGCUCUUUUGUCUAUAAUUAGCCUCAUUAUGAGCAACAGGCGUAUUCAACUCGUAGAUGGGCUGGAUAACCGGCCGACAUAUAUAUUUAAUGUCAAUUCAAAAACAAAAUACGGCGCGUCAUGUUUCAUUGAUUUUAACGAGCCUGGUGUAAAAAUUUUUGGUUUGCUAAGCCUGUUUAUAAAGUAUUAUAUGUAAUUAGUAGGAGUUAUGUCUAGUGGGUUAAAAGUGCCUUUUUAACCUCGGUUUUCACAGCCAUCUGUAUUCUCUGUUUAGUACAAUAAUACUGUAUUGAAAUUUAAAACAAUGUUAGUUGUGAGCCUAAUUUCUCAUUCAUCAACGAUAAUAACCUUUUACUGCCAAUAAUGUACACAGCAUCUGAAGUGCUUGUUGAACUGGUUAUAAAUUGUUGAAUUAUUAUUAUUAUUUAAUCACAAAAUUGUGGCCCGGAUGUUAUUGUUUUCAGUCUUCUCGCUGUCUGUUUGUAUUUAAUCCUCAUCUGAAUUCUUCUCGCUCUGUGACUUUUAACUCAGUUGUAAGCGAAUAUAUUUGAUGCUUGGUGCGUAGAAUAUUUAUUUCCUAGUGAAUGAUCAUGUAAUAUGGGGUUUUAUUGUUAAUUACUAUUUACUAACGUUAUCUAUAUCUUUAGAGGUCUUUUUGUAUUCAAAUGUGUAUCCGGAGUAUCAUCAUUUCAAUAUUUGUCGUGUUUUUCUGUUAAACCGUAAAAUUAUUCAGCAAAAUACCUAGCUUGGGAAGAUAAAGUGUGCGUUAGCAAGUUUAGUUGAUUCAAACUUACCUUCCUGACUAUAUGAAACUAACGCAUCAUUAAUAUAGCCGUAUGAGAAA
Molecule: messenger RNA, 2310 nt
Organism: Hyalella azteca
Lineage: Eukaryota; Metazoa; Arthropoda; Malacostraca; Amphipoda; Hyalellidae
Product: major facilitator superfamily domain-containing protein 3
Exons: 4
Coding region: 8-1444 (478 amino acids)
Biological process (GO): transmembrane transport
Cellular component (GO): membrane
Molecular function (GO): transmembrane transporter activity
Source: RefSeq, a predicted model, not a curated record